Messenger RNA from Aspergillus luchuensis, 2019 nucleotides. Its product is annotated as putative GARP complex subunit (Sac2). Bases 1 to 2019 code for a protein of 672 amino acids. Gene Ontology annotation, molecular function: syntaxin binding. The transcript is spliced from 5 exons. Gene Ontology annotation, biological process: endocytic recycling; Golgi to vacuole transport; retrograde transport, endosome to Golgi. NCBI's taxonomy places the organism in Eukaryota, Fungi, Ascomycota, Eurotiomycetes, Eurotiales, Aspergillaceae. The record is from RefSeq and is a predicted model, not a curated record. Gene Ontology annotation, cellular component: GARP complex.
AUGUGGCUAGACCGCAUUUCGGGUCAUGCGACGCCCUCCGGUCCCCAAUUUGAUAGUCGCAGCAGCUCUCCCUUGCCUCGAAGGACCUCAUCUCGCUUGGCUCCGGCUCAGAACAAUCGCCCCGCCUCCAGUCGCCAAGGUUCGGCGUUGUCUCUCUUGUCGACUCCGAACGACUCAUCUACUUCCCUCGCUGCGACUGCACGUGAAGGUUCCUCGCCUAAACCGAGUGCCGCAAGACCCCGCCCAUCCGAUGUUGCUGAUCCGCUCGAGGUUUUGAAUGGGAUCAUUGGAAAACAAGGCAAAACAAGAGACAGCUCUCCAGCGUCCGUCGCGGAAGUGAAACCCUCGGAGCUUGUGGAGGACAUUGAUUUCCAUGGACUCAGCCUGGAAGAUUUUAUCGCGGAAGAAGAACAACCUAGAAGAGCAUGGCAAAGUGAUGUCGGCGCCCAGACCAUCCAGCAGUUCGAGAAGGAAAGGGACAAAUUUCAGGACCUGCACUCGGCAAUCACUGGCUGCGAUGACGUCUCCAAGUCAGUUGAAAUGUACUUGAAUGACUUUCAGAAUGAAUUGGGAGCUGUAUCAGCAGAAAUAGAGAGUUUGCAAUCUCGUUCGAUACAGCUGAAUGCGAUGCUAGAGAACCGACGGAAUGUUGAACAGCUGCUUGGACCUGCUGUGGAGGAAAUCAGCUUGUCUCCGAAGACCGUCCGAUUAGUGGCGGAGGGACCUAUUGAUGAGAACUGGGUCAAGGCUCUGAACGAGAUCGAGACUCGGACGGCUAGCAUCGAAGCCAAGGCCUCAGGCACCAAUAGUAGCAAGUCUAUCGAAGAUGUGCGGCCUCUGCUGGGUGAUAUCAAGAAGAAGGCAGUGGAGCGGAUCCGGGACUAUCUGGUGUCUCAAAUUCGAGCCCUGCGAUCUCCGAACAUCAAUGCACAGAUCAUCCAGCAGCAGCGACUAGUUAAGUUCAAGGACUUGUACGGCUACAUAUCACGAGCCCACCCCACUCUCACGGGAGAAAUCACUCAGGCCUACAUCAAUACGAUGCGAUGGUAUUACCUGUCGCAUUUCACAAGGUAUCACCAAGCACUCGAAAAAAUCAAGGUCUAUCCGAGCGACCGGAAUGAGGUAUUAGGAGGGGAUCCAUCCUCACAUAAAACAGGUAACAUUGUUCCCGGUGGCCGAGCUGGUUCUGCGGCGCACGACCCCUUCUCUCUCGGCAGGAGAGUCGACAUACUUAGGGCAGGUAAUCAAAUGGCAAUAUCUUCCUACUUGGCAGAGGAGGACAAUGCUUUCCACGGACUCGAAGUCCCUUUCCGAAACUUCAACCUUGCUCUCCUAGAUAAUGUUUCCGCCGAAUACUCGUUCAUGACCGAGAUGUUCUCCACAUUGGGCUUCCAACAGAUAUCUCGCAAGGCCGUUGAGAUCUUCGAACCAGUCUUCACCCUUGGGCAGGCCCUGACCAAGCACCUGAUCGAGCAGACUACAGAUGCGCUCGGAGUUCUGAUCUGCGUGCGAUUGAACCAGCAAGCCGCUUUCGAAUUGCAGCGACGCAAGGUACCGGUGGCCGACUCCUAUGUCAACGGAACCAACAUGCAAUUGUGGCCUCGGUUCCAAGUCAUCAUGGACACGCAGUGCGAGUCAUUGAAACGGGUAGCAGCGAACACCGGCCGUAGUGCGGUCUCCGCAUUGUCUCUUGCUGGAGGAGACGAUCUCAACAAGUCAUUCGCACCUCAUUUUCUCACUCAGCGUUUUGGACAACUCCUGCACGGCAUUUUGGUGCUGAGCAGUGAAGCCGGGGAUGACGAGCCAGUGGCCAAUAGUCUGGGCCGAUUGACCACAGAGUUUGACAAUCUUCUAGCAAAGCUUAGCCGGAUUGGCGGCGACGCCAAACGGAGGGAGAGGUUUCUUUACAAUAAUUAUUCGCUUGUUCUGGCUAUUAUUAGUGAUACCCAUGGCAAACUAGCCACCGAACAGAAACAGCAUUUGGAAGACAUGCUCAAGAACGUAGGCAAGCGUGGCUAA